Molecule: messenger RNA, 7154 nt
Organism: Catharus ustulatus (Swainson's thrush)
Lineage: Eukaryota; Metazoa; Chordata; Aves; Passeriformes; Turdidae
Gene: NR3C2
Product: nuclear receptor subfamily 3 group C member 2
Exons: 9
Coding region: 437-3601 (1054 amino acids)
Biological process (GO): regulation of DNA-templated transcription
Molecular function (GO): DNA-binding transcription factor activity; zinc ion binding; sequence-specific DNA binding
Source: RefSeq, a predicted model, not a curated record
UCUACAGUUCCAAUGAUACUAUGAGCCAAAUCCUUGAAAAAUUAAAAGUAGUUGUUACUUAUAUGUGGUCUUCAGAUUAUUGGAGACUAGGUCGUGCAUUUUGCUCCUUACCUCGAGAAAGCAGCAUGUGGGAUGUCAGGGUUUCCAUUCUAGAACAAGGUUUACUAUUCUUUGUAUGUUCCUCUUGCUGGCUGCCAUGGAGGUUUGCAGAAUUGGCAGUUAUGGAUCUGUUUAAUAGCCAUGCAUUCCCACAGAGUCUGAUCCCCUUCCUCUGUGACAGAAAUGUUUCCUACUGAUCUCCUGUCCUACUUCCCUCCCCACACCUUGGUGUCUCCUUAGAGGUUGUACAAGAAGUUUGUAUAGCUGGGAAGGGUCCAGCCAGCUCCCAGCCCCUCAGAGCCACUGGUUCCUUCUAAAGCAUCCCGUGUUACGCUGGAUGGUGAGGAUGAUGAAGAGGAACCCCUUAAAACAGCAGCCUCCCUUGCUUUGUUGUCCCUGUAACAUGGCAGUGGAAGGCUCUUGGAGGAGCAGAGCUGUAAUGAGCCAUUUCCACUGGGUUUGCAUCCCGCUUGCCACCAACAUGUCCUUUCUGGAUCCUUCCAGGACCUCACUGGAUCCCUUCCUUUCUUACUCCCCCUUUCCAUUUUUAGUUAUGGAGACAAAAGGAUACCACAGCUACCCAGAAGGCUUAGAUAUGGAGAGACGGUGGGGUCAAGUUUCUCAGUCUGUGGAGUAUUCUUCCAUAGGUGCUGGAGAGCAGACUGAUGACAGUAACUACAUGGAGAUUGUAAACGUGAGCUGCGCCGCCGGCACUUUCGCAAACAGCAGCGCUCAAGGAAACAGCAAAGAAAAACCUGAGCUACUUUCCUGCCUGCAGCAAGACAACAGCCAGCCUGGUCUUCUGCCCUCUGACAUCAAAACCGAAACGGAGUCCAAGGAGCUGUCGGCAACGGUGGCCGAAUCCAUGGGUUUGUACAUGGAUUCGAUACGAGACGCCGAUUACCACUACGAUCAGCAGAACCAGGGGAGCCCAGGGAAGAUCUACCAGAACGUGGAGCAGCUGGUAAAGCUCUACAAGGAGAACGGCCAUUGCUCCUCUCCCCUCCACAGCGCCAGCAGGCCCUUGAGGUCCUUGAUGUCGGACUCCGGGAGCGCUGUGAACGGCGGUGCCAUGCACGCGAUUGUCAAAAGCCCUAUCAUGUGUCAAGAGAAAAGCCCCUCCGGCUGCAGCCCUCAGAACAUGGCCUCCUCGGUGUGUAGUCCUGCGGGAGUGAACUCUGUGUCCUCCACUACAGCUAGCUUUGGGAACUUUGCCAUGCACAGCCCCAUGGGGCAGGGCACCCCUCUGUCGCGCUCGCCCAACGUUGAGAGCCGGGGCUCCAUGCUGCACAGCCCCGCGCACGUCAGCAACGUCGGCUCUCCGCUUUCCAGCCCUAUCAGUAGCAUGAAGUCGCCGAUUUCCAGUCCUCCCAGCCACUGCAGCGUGAAAUCUCCCGUCUCGAGUCCCAACAAUAUCACUAUGCGGUCUUCUGUGUCCAGUCCUGCAAACCUGAACUCCAGGAGCUCCAUUGCCAGCCCUUCCAAUGCCAACAACAGGUCCACGCGCUCUAGUCCGGCGGUUAGCACUGUGGGAUCAUCCAUCUGUAGCCCCGUAAACAACUCCAUAGGGUUCCCGCCUUCCGGCACGCCAGUGGGGCCCAGCAGAAGCCAAGAUACCGUUCCUAGUCCAGAAACAAAAGACAAGGGUGCUCAAGAACUCCCGUUUCCUAAGAUGGAGGAAAUGGAGAAUGCCAUCUCCAACAGCAGCCAGAUGAACCUUGUUCAGUUCAUAAAGCCCGAGCCAGACGGGUCCUUCGGCAGCGCCUGCAUCGGCGACAGCAGCAGCAAAAUCAACUCCGAUUCCCCCUUUUCAGUACCAGUGAAGCAAGAGUCGGCCAAACAUCCUUGUUCUGGUGCCUCCUUCAAAGGGAAUCAAACAGUGAAUCCUUUCCCAUUUACAGAUGGCUCAUAUUUUUCUUUUAUGGAUGACAAAGACUAUUACUCUCUUUCUGGGAUUUUAGGACCACCUGUUUCUUCAUUUGAUGGAAAUUGCGAAGGUAGCGGUUUUCCAAAUCCAGGCCUACGCGUGGGGAUUAAGCAGGAGCCUGAUGAUGGCAGCUAUUACCAAGAAAACAGUAUACCAUCCUCUGCCAUUGUGGGUGUAAAUUCAGGUGGACAGUCAUUUCACUACAGGAUCGGUGCCCAGGGCACGAUAUCCUUGUCGCGGCCGGUUGCUCGAGAGCAGACAUUUCAGCACUUGAGCUCCUUCCCUGCUGUCAGCACGCUCGUGGAGACCUGGAAGUCGCAUUCAGAGUUGGCAUCCAGAAGAGGUGAUGGGUAUCCAGUUCUAGAGUACAUUCCAGAAAACGUGUCCAGCUCAUCAUUGAGAAGUGUAUCAACUGGAUCUUCAAGACCUUCCAAAGUGUGUUUGGUGUGUGGAGAUGAGGCAUCUGGAUGUCAUUAUGGGGUGGUUACAUGUGGCAGCUGUAAAGUUUUCUUCAAGAGAGCAGUAGAAGGCCAGCACAAUUACCUGUGUGCGGGAAGGAACGACUGUAUAAUUGAUAAAAUUCGGAGGAAGAACUGCCCAGCCUGUCGAUUACAGAAAUGUCUGCAAGCUGGAAUGAAUUUAGGAGCCCGGAAGUCCAAAAAGUUGGGGAAAUUGAAAGGGAUGCACGAGGAGCAGCCCCAGCAGCGGCAGCAGCCGCCCCCGCAGAGCCCCGAGGAAGGCACGACGUACAUCGCGCCCGUGAGCGAGCCCUCUGUCAACACUGCACUUGUCCCCCACAUGUCUGCUAUCUCACCAGCACUUACUCCCUCUCCUGUGAAGAUCCUUGAAAGCAUCGAGCCGGAGAUCGUGUACGCGGGAUACGACAGCUCCAAGCCGGACACGGCGGAGUACCUGCUCUCCACCCUAAACCGCCUGGCCGGCAAGCAGAUGAUCCAGGUGGUGAAGUGGGCAAAGAUACUUCCAGGAUUUAGAAACUUGCCUCUCGAGGACCAAAUUACUUUAAUUCAGUAUUCAUGGAUGUGUCUGUCAUCGUUUGCCUUGAGUUGGAGGUCGUACAAACAUACAAACAGCCAGUUCCUCUAUUUUGCUCCAGACCUGAUCUUCGAUGAGGAGCGGAUGCGCCAGUCGGCGAUGUUCGAGCUGUGCCAGGGCAUGCACCAGAUCAGCCUGCAGUUCGUCCGCCUGCAGCUCAGCUUCGAGGAGUACACCAUCAUGAAGGUGCUGCUGCUCUUGAGCACAGUUCCCAAGGAUGGUCUCAAAAGCCAAGCUGCAUUUGAAGAAAUGAGGGCAAAUUACAUUAAAGAACUAAAGAAGAUGGUAACUAAAUGUCCAAGUAACUCUGGGCAAAGCUGGCAGAGAUUCUACCAACUGACUAAACUUCUUGACUCCAUGCAUGAUCUUGUUAGUGACUUAUUGGAAUUCUGCUUCUACACCUUCCGAGAGUCUCAGGCACUGAAAGUAGAGUUUCCAGCCAUGCUGGUGGAAAUCAUCAGUGACCAGCUACCAAAGGUGGAAUCUGGGAAUGCCAAGCCCCUGUACUUUCACAGGAAGUGAUAGAAAAUGUCUUAAAUGGAAGAACUUUGCCUUAAGUUUCCCUGUGUUAUUCCACACCCAUGAAGGACCCAAGAAACCAUAUUUUAAACAUGCUCUUUACACUUCAGCAGUCUCUGAAUAGUCUAAAAUCAUACAAAGGGUUUGGGGGAAUGGAAAGGAAUUGACUCGGAUUUGGCAAGACCUAGAUGUUUGGAAAUUACCCCAUAACCCUAAAACACCUAGAAAAUGUUCCUGUUCCUCUGGAUGAAAAGCCAUAUCUAGUCAAUAACUCUUUGAUUUUGAUAUUUUAACAGAUGGAGUUUUAAAUAUGCCAUGUAGUUUCUGGUAUUGUUUGCUUGUUUUAAAAGGGUUCGAGAACUAAUGAGAACUUUUUAAAGCUUACCCUUGGUUUGCACAUAAAACGUAAAGUCAAUAUGGGGCAUUAAUAUUCUUUUCUUUUAAAAAAAAAAAAAAAAAAGAAAAAAAAACAAACAAAAACUAUAUAUAUAUAUACACACAUAUAUACACACACACAAACCCUAACGUGUAAAGUAAUAACAGAACAUUUGGUGUGGAAUACUGUUAUCCCCACCUGUGGCAUUUGUUAUCCCAUGUUAUCCCAUCAUAGAUGAUAUACACUGUGUUAAGUGUCCAUUUACUAUUUAAUUCAAAAGGAUAAGAUGUGAAAAACAAAUGCCCUGGUAUCAAUUUAUAGUAUCUAUUGUGCUGGCUUUACAAAUAAUUUUUUGCAGUCUUUUGCUGUACUGUACAUUGCUGUAUGUAUAAAUUGUGAAGGACCUGAAAUAAGGUGUAAGGAACUUUUGUAAAUGAGACAAAAAAUCUUUAAUGGUUAAUAGGAUGAACGGGAAAGUAUUUUUGAAAGAACUCUAUUUUGCUGGAGACUAUUUAAGUACUAUCUUUGUCUAAACAAACAAGGUAAUUUUUUUGUAAAGUGAAAUGUUCUGCAUGCAUAAUGAACCGUUUACAGUGUAUUUAAGAAAGGGAAAGCUGUGCCUUUUUUAGCAUCAUAUCUAAUUUACCAUCCUACAGUAUCUGUUGUAAAUAACCACGCUUAACCUUUUCAGUUGUGUUUUAAGCCUUCUAUUUCUCUCUCUGUUUUCCUCCCCUUUUGUCUCUCCUGCAAGCGUAUGUGACUUGAGCACAUCUUAGAACUCCUGCUUCAUGUAUCUGUAGGAAACUACACAUUUUUGUGUUUGCCACUUUACCAAGGUUUCAUUUAACAAGACAAAUUAUGGUAUCUCUCCAAAGCUUUUGCCAGCUUAAUGACCUAGUGAGUUCUUGCCCUCUAUUCCCUUUCUCUCUCAGGGGAAUGGGGGUGAGCAACACGUUGAAUGAUUUUCCUUUUUUUACUAAGGUUUCCCAGAUUGUUUGGUUUUGUUUUUUUUUUUCCUUUGAAUACUGGAUCUCUGAAACAUCUUCAAAGGUCAGAUUAUUAUUUCAGAUGGGGGAGAGCGAUUUCUGGUUAUGCAGAAGGGAACAUGCAGAUCAUUACAGUAAGUAUAUCAAAGAGAUUUGUACUGGUGAGAGGGAUGGUGAGGGAUGAUAAGGGCAGAUAAGCUGAGUGGAAUUUUUAGUGAUAAACUAAAAGCAUCUGUAAUUUUGUAAGCAUUUUUGUAAUAAUCAGGAUACAUCCAAGAGGACAAAUGUUCACACUACAAGUUCAACUCAGUUGGUCUGAUUUUGUCUCAAAAAUGUUUUCUCUAGAAUAAGACUGCAAAGAAAAGAAUUUUUGAGGUGAUUUUCACUAUUUCACAAUUUAUAAGCAACUACAAGAUUUUGGAGUAGAAUAGAGGACAGGUGAACUUUUCUGAGGCUCAACUGUUGCUACCAUAUGCUCAUGUUUAAAUAGAAUAGUUUUUCAGAGUCCUAAUCUGUAGUGUUCUCUCUGGGUGCCACUGGUAUUUUUGAGCUCUAGUGUGUCCCUUGGCCGGUCGGAAUGUAGCAUUUCUUGUCAAUGGUGGUCGAAUUAAGAAUUCUACACCCUUUCUGAACCCAAAUUUGGAGGUGCACUGUGGUGCACUGAAGACAGUCAGCGCUACUUGUCUUUUUAAAUGACACCUGCCUUAUGCAAUGGGUAAUCUGUAAAGACUGUAUUCAGAGAGGUUUUUUAUAUAUAAAUAUAUAGAUACAUAUAUUAUUUGCAUUUUGGAAGUCUAAUUCAUAGGCAGAUCUUUCAAUACUGACCUGCACAGCAAUAUGAAAGCCAAACUUCCAACGUGAGAUAUACAGCAUGCAGACUGGUUGUUUACAGUAAAGACACAGUCAUACAUCCAUCUUUAAUUUACUUUUUUUUUUUUAAAGUCUAAAAUAGAAGAUUUCAAAGCCAGGUUCUGGGUGAAUACAGUCUGCAGCAGCUUUUUAUAUUAACAAAGUUACUGCCUCCUUUUCUGUCUCAGAGUAACUUUGCUUGACUAAAAUAGCAAAGCCAUAUUCUACACUUCACUGUUAAAUGCCUGUCCCAGUCCAAAUUGUUGUCUGUUUGCUCCUAUUUUUGUACCUUAUUACUUUUAAUCUUGGUUUGGUACAAUUCAUAAUUCACAGAAACUUCAUAUAAUUAAACACACUAAAUUAGUUUUAAAAAGCAAUUUAUAUCUUUAUGCAAAAACGUAUGUCUGUCUUUGCAAACAACUGUAAGCAGAUUAUAAUAAAUCCUUUACUUUAAUCACCUGUUGUUUAUGAAACCAUUCAUUGAUUAUUAUUUUUUGCUAGAGAUCAUUGAAGUAAUAGCUACAAUUGGAUAUAGAUGUUGUAAGAGGCAGUAUUCUCUUAUCAAGAACACUUAAGCAGAAUAGCCAUCACUUUUUUUAUCUAAACCUGUGUACAGAAAAAAGAAAAAGAAACCACAAAACCCAGCCCUAGUUUUUAGCUACCGGGAAGUUCGUUACAUUCUUUUGAAUUUGUUUAGAAUGAAAUAGGCAUUUGUCUCCUGCAAAAUACAAGACAAACUAUAACAGCUUUUAGAAAGUGGGCUUUUGUUCAUUGAGCUAAAUUAUUUUGUUGUAAGAAGGAACAGGGAUAUGCAGCAAGAGCAUUGUAUACACAGUUAAAAUGUAAAAUAGUGUAAUGUACUGCAGUGGGUAUUUCAGGAAUACUACACAUCGUGCGACUGAGCAGUUGCACGGAGUAAAAUAGAAAAGACUAAAGUUUGCAAUAUCAAAAUCUUAUUAAAAAGAUACUUUACAAUCAAUCAUGCAAAAAGCUAAUUCACAGGGUGGUGUUUUUCACUGACUUGUUUAAACAUUUAUGAAAUUAAAAAAAUCUACAGUUAAUGCACUUUUAAUUGUUUAUUAAAGAUUUGACUUUUUUUAGAGCAAUGUUUUCAGCUGGAGGUCAAUGACUUGAUAAGAGAGAGACAGCAGUUCUGAGGCCAGGAAGCUCAGAGGAAUGUUUAAGAAUUUUUGGAGUUUAAAUAGAUUCCUGGAUGAAAAAUAAAAGCAGCCAGCAGUAUGGUGUAAACAGUAAAAUCUAUGCAUAAUGAUGCAUUUAUAAUUAGGGGUUUGCUUCUGUAUGUUUAAAGCUUUUUAAAUAAAUAGAAAAUAUUGUUUGGUCUUUA